Dicrocoelium dendriticum is the source of this 1566-nucleotide messenger RNA. The record is from the annotation of a GenBank genome assembly. Lineage: Eukaryota; Metazoa; Platyhelminthes; Trematoda; Plagiorchiida; Dicrocoeliidae.
AUGGAAGACACUGCAAGCCCCCCUAGCUCAAAAAGUGAUUGCAGCCCUCACGGCACACACAGCAGCCACCACUCCUCAAGAAGCGGCAGCCGACAUAGCGAAUAUUCUUGCUAUGGACGUAGUCGUUCACGACACUCGACUCGCAGUCGCUCUCGUUCCCGUUCCCGAAGUCGCUCUGCCUACACGGACUCUGGGUCGUUUUCGAGGUCUCGUUCAUACCGUUCCAGGUCUUGGUAUGGUUCCAGAUCACCGUCUGGCCGUUACAGCUCCAGAUCCAGGUCACAUACUCGCUCCAGAUCUCGUUCUCACUCUCGUGGAACUCGACGCUCUUAUUUACCCAGACGGACCAGUAGCCGGUCUCAUCCAUCGGAGCGAUCCCGUUCGAGGACCCAUUCAUCGUCGUCCCCUGCCUCUUUAUCUUUCGGCACAGUGCUUAGCAAAGAUCCUCGAGAUAGAUCCAAACGAAUCACUUGGAAAAAUAGCAUCUGGUUGAUAGGCGAGAAGGCUAAAGAUGUCUCGUUCCACUUUUGUGAUGUUUGUGAUCUACCAAUUGUGAUUUACGGGCGUUUGCUUCCCUGUAAGCACGUUCUGUGUUACACAUGCGCCAUGAGCUCUCCCACUAAAUGCACCAGAUGUCAGAAGCCUGUUCAGACAAUCGAACGCUGUUUAGUCGGUGGUAUAUUCAUGUGUUUUGAAAGUGACAAGUGUCAUCGGACAUAUCUUAGCCAGCGCGACCUUCAGGCCCACAUUGACCAUCGUCAUAAGGGAGGAAUAUUGACAGUGGCCACUUUAGAUUCUGCAUCAAUCCCAUUCGACGUGUCGGAGAAACAAGCGACGGUCGAAGUUGGCGCUGGCGAUAUACAGUUCCGUGGAGGAAGUCAGCCAACUCAAGGGCCAGUAUCUAAAGAUUCUGUACCAACGCCUCGGCGUCCACAGCGGUCAACCGGUCCUUCUGUGCUGACAACUAUUUCCUCUUCCGGUCCUACUAUUGGAUUCACCAGUGUCAAUAAAGCUUCUGGCCUGCUCCCCCUUCCAAAACCAAAUUCAGCUCGCCCACCAUCUUUGACGCAAUUUCGGCAACUAUUGUCAUUUAACACUCCUCCGCCUCCUAUCGGGCCACCUUCAAUCCCACUUCCCUCAGUUGUGAAUGCAUCCAUACCGCCACCCUCGGUCCCACCGCCUAACCCAUUGAAUCAGCCUUUCAGCGCAGCUAAUGCUGUGGCUGCGCUAGCGGCUGCUACGGCAGCAGCCCUGAACACCCACUCAACAGGGCAAUCUGGAGUACGUAUUCAACCCGAAUCUUUGCUAUCAUCAAGUCAAACCGGUAUAAACUCUACAGGAGCGUUACAUUCCCUUAUCAGGCCACGUUAUUCGCAUGUUGGCCUGGAUUUGGCUGCUAUAUCCAACGCGCUCGCUGGUAGAACCCCUUCAUGGAGCCAAGCAAUCAGAGCGGCUCACAAAUUAGGAUCCAUCAGAGCUUCGAACGUUGGAAUCGGUACGUCUCCUGCUCCAACACCAAAUACUUCCAGCGGUUCAGUCAACAUUAGGAAAUUUCCUUUUGGAUAA